Molecule: messenger RNA, 3131 nt
Organism: Sebastes umbrosus (honeycomb rockfish)
Lineage: Eukaryota; Metazoa; Chordata; Actinopteri; Perciformes; Sebastidae
Exons: 10
Coding region: 568-3087 (839 amino acids)
Biological process (GO): nuclear migration
Cellular component (GO): meiotic nuclear membrane microtubule tethering complex; cytoplasm; nuclear outer membrane
Molecular function (GO): actin filament binding
Source: RefSeq, a predicted model, not a curated record
AUAAAAGUCCACUUGCCUCUGCUUUGAAACCAUCUCUACAGAUAACGCAAGUUGUUUUUUUUACGUGCAAAUACUGUAAAAUAACCUAAGUCAAAAUGUUGGCUCCAUCUGCUCAUUAUGUUGUGAAAGACAGACUUUUCAUUCCUUCAGUCUAAGCUGAACAUGUUUAUGUCAAUCAGGCAUGUUAUGAGAACAAGAAAGAUUUAUUACAGGCCUCUGCAGGAAAAACCAUGCCACCUGGAACCUAACGCAGUGAUUCCAGCUGAUUCCUUCAUUUGAACCGUUAAGGGCGUUAUGUGACUGCCUCCACACAUUUUUAUGUACCGCAGCCUGCCAAUAGGAUUCAAGUGUGAGUUGUGUCGGGAGGGGAGUAGAAGCGUGGAGUUGAUAAACACUUCGGAGCGUGUUCAGGCAAGACGCAGCGCCUAACUUUGCCUUUUCUUCUCCCUCACUCUGUAAGCAAACCUCAGAGCACCUCUAAUUGCUCCAAGUGCCUGACGUCUUGAACCGUUCUCUGUUUUUACCUCCACAAUGGAUCAGAAGUAGACGUGUGACGAGUGGAGUUAAAUGAGGAUGCAGGACAAGGUCAAUGGGGGUUCACAGGUGAAGUCAGUGGGAGAGAUCAGUGAUGGACGUGUGCAGCAGCCUCAAGCAUUUUCAGUGCAAAGUCCCGGUUUUCUGUCUUUCCCAGAGGAGAGGGAAGCAGUGCAGAGGAGAACCUUCAUCAGGUGGAUGAAUGUGUUUCUGCGGAGACGUGAUCCUCCGGUUGAAGUGCACAACCUGUUCACGGACAUUCAGGAUGGCCGAAUACUAAUGGCUCUGCUGGAGGAGCUGUCUGGCUGCAAACUGCUUUACAGGUUUCGGUCGUCUUCUCACCGCAUUUUCAGACUGAACAACAUUUCCCAGGCCCUGGCUUUCCUGGAUGAUAGACACGUGAAGCUGCUUGGCAUCGAUGCCUCUAGUGUCGCUGAUGGGAUCCCCUCUGUUGUUCUUAACCUUAUCUGGAACAUGAUCCUGUAUUUCCAGGUAAAGGAGGUGACAAGAGGCCUCCAGAGGCAUUUGUCUUCCAGCCUCUCUUCCUUAUCAAUGAGCAGUUGCCCCUCCUCCAGCGACCUCUCACCCCAGCCAAAUGACAUUGGCAGCUACUCCUGCAGCACCCUGCCAAGCAAAGGCAGAAAGGCUGCCAGAGAGCCAAAGUACCACGGGAAAGCAAUCAAGACUCUCCUGCAGUGGGUCCAAGGAUGCACAUCAAAGUUUGGGGUGGAGGUGCAAGACUUUGGGAAGAGCUGGAGGAGUGGGCUGGCGUUCCUAGCUUUGAUCAAGUCCAUAAACCCAGCCUUGGUUGACCUGAGGGAGAGCCUGUCCAGAGAGCCAAGAGAAAACAUUCAGCAGGCCUUCAUGAUAGCCCAUCAGAGUUUGGAUAUACCCCCUCUGCUGGAGCCUGAAGAUGUGUCAGGCACUUCACCAGAUGAGCAGUCCAUCAUCACCUAUGUGUCUAUGUUCCUGGGACAUUGUUCAGGCACAGAUGAGGAUCAUACAACAUAUAUUGAAGUUCCUGAGAUCCCAAAUUUUGGAUCACUUGAGUCAGUGAGCUUUGGAGAGAUCCUCGCCGAUGACCCAGAAGCCCAAGCUUUGGUCCAAGGCUUGGAGAAGAGUAGUGAGCAGAGACUGUGGAAACGGUGGGCCAGAAGAUCCCCAGGGAGCCCCCAGGCCACGUCACCAUUCAACAAAAAGAAAAGCAGGUGUCGAAGCAAUUUUCAGCCACCCAGUCCACUGAACGCAGGCAUAGCCAGCCAGGAGAUCCAGUCAUGGAUGGAGAAAGCGUCGGCGGAUCAGAACUACAGCAAGCCGAGAGUGGAUGAAAGUCACUUUUCUUUGAGCUCAGAGGAAGGAAUCUACACAUUGCCAGCGCUGGACUCGGACGAGGAGGAUGCCUACAGCUACAUCCUGGAUCUGAAUAAAGAUGUUUUUCAACCACAUAAUCAGAUGAAAAGACAAGUGCUAAGGGUUGAAGAGGAAACAGAGGAAGAAAUAUUCCUGAACAGACAGCAGACUGAAGAGUCCAAACAUCUGGAAGUAUGUAAGAAGACGUUAAACGGCGCUGGAUGGAAACAUCAAGAAGGCUCACGUGCAAAUGUUGAUUCAGAAGUCAGGGCUCGGUCAGUGGUUCAUAGGACGUUUGAUUGGGACAAAAAUGAAAGUAGUUCCAGAGAGACGGAAAACAGUAUAGCUGUGUUUGAGCCAGAGGAAGACAGCAGAAACAGAGAGGAACCUGGAGAUGAGAAUGUUGUUAGAGAAGAUUUUGAUGAUUAUUGUGAGGAAGAGAGGAAGAAGGAGAGGACAGAAAAUGGAUGUGAUACAAGCGAGGCUCUGGUAGAUGAAACCAAGAACACAAAGCUUUUUGAAGUGGCUAGUUGGAAGACAAAUGUUGAGAAAGAGACUGAAAGAGGGCUUUUUGAGAAAUGUGGACAAGUGAGUGAAAAGAGAGUGGUUGACGAGGAAGACACUGUGACGACAUUUGAGGAAGGGCAGGACAGAAAGUCAGGGCAAGGAAAAGACGAAGAGGAUAAGGAGGACGAGAGGGAAAAUCAGCAAAAUGUUGUGAAUUUAGAAAGUUUCAAGGUAAAUGAAAUAAUAUUAACUGAGGAAGUUGGAGGAGUCGGUGCAACUGGAAUUAACACAACAGAAGAAAAUGACGGGAAAGACAAUGCCCCAAAAAUUGAAGAUUUAACUUGUAAAGAUGAAGACAAGGAAGAAUCCAGUGAUGAAGUAAUGAAUUCAAUGGAUUUUGAGGAGAAAGACGGGGACUUUAAGAUUAAGAGACAUGAACUCUCUGAGAAGAAGGCAACAAUAGACCAUCCUGGUAUAACUGCCCCAAAAAAUGACACUAAUGGAGGUGUUAAUAUCCUUGGUGGUGACAGAUGGACUCCUGCCUGUGCUGCAACUUCUCAGUCAUUCAGAGAGGGAGGAUUCAUUCUUCAAUCUUCAGCAGCCUCUUGUGACAUAACCCCAUUAGAGCUGGAAAUGCUCUUGGUCCUGUGGAUCCUGCUCUACUGCUGCUUCAUCCUACCUCAGAUGAACUGCUGAGUCCCCCUGCAGUGCACCUUUCUUAUUAAAGGUCCCAUAUCGUG